AUGGAAGGGAAGCAUUUAGAACCCCUAGCAGUUGUUGGCAUCUCUCUCCGCUUUCCCGGGGAGGCUGUCACACCUGGCGCCUUCUGGGACUUGAUCCUUAGUGGCAGAGCUGCGGCAAAGGAGGUUCCUCCAGACCGAUAUGACAUUGAAGCAUGGUACGAUCCAGACUACAGUCAUUUGGACCGGGUGUCCCAGCGGAAGGCGAACUUCUUGGAAGGGGAUAUCGGCCAUUUCGAUGCAGGCUUUUUCUCCAUCUCUGCUGCGGAAGCCGAGGCGAUGGACCCGCAGCAGCGGCUCGCCCUCGAAGCAGCGUACCAUGCCCUCGAAAAUGCAGGAUAUCCUAUUGAGUCUAUUACUGGGUCAAGGAUGGCUGUUUUCACUGGUGCAUUUGGUAAUGACUAUCAGCGUCUUCACGCAAAAGAUCUUAUGACCUUACCAAAAGGUCAUGCUACUGGGACAUCCAUGAACAUGCUCGCGAACCGAGUCAGUUGGUUCUUCAAUCUCCGAGGCCCAAGUGCAAAUGUCGAUACUGCAUGUUCAAGUAGCCUGAUGGCCUUGCAUCUUGCCUGUCAGUCCAUCUGGAAUGGCGAAUCUUCGAUGGGAAUGGCAAUCGGCUGUAAUGCAAUUCUUGGCUUAGACACCGUUAUGGCUCUAGACAACCUUGGGAUCUUGUCCAAGGAUGGCCGCUCGUACAGCUUUGACCAAAGAGGCAAUGGAUAUUCGCGUGGAGAAGGAGUGGGAGCUUUGGUAGUACGUCCACUACGUGAGGCUAUUAAGAAUGGCGACAGCAUCCGAGCCCUCAUUCGGUCCACUGGCUCCAACCAGGACGGUAAAACACCGGGUAUAACACAGCCAAGUAUGCAAAGGCAAGAAGACCUCUAUCGGGAUACAUAUGAGAGAGCUGGCCUAAGCUUGGAUGUUACUCGAUAUGUGGAGGGCCAUGGAACAGGAACCGCCGUCGGCGACCCCAUCGAGGCCCGAGCCAUUGGCAAUAUCUUUCUUUUAAGUGGUUCCGUGAAGUCAACCAUCGGCCACCUCGAAGGCGCAAGCGGUAUAGCUGGGGUUCUCAAGGGCAUCCUAGCGGUAGAGAAGGGAAUAAUUCCACCUAAUACAGACCUCCAAACUCUGAACCCUAGAAUACACGAGGAAUUUCUACACGUGAAGGUCCCUCGGAAAGCUAUUCCUUGGCCUGUCGAUGGCACCCGAAGGGCUUCUGUGAGCUCGUUCGGCUUUGGAGGCACCAAUGUCCACAUAGUCCUAGAUAACGCGCCAGGUGGGCUCGUGAGCGAUGAUCCUGAUAGGCAAAGGAAUAUCAAUGGGCCAGCUAUUUCCACGCCUGGGAGAACAGUGAUGGAGUCUUCGAAUGUCACAAGAGUGCUUGUGUGGUCGUUCGCUGACAAGGAUGGUAUCACGAGGUUACCGGAAACUUGGAAACCUUUCUUUUCUGGCCUCAAUAUUAAGCCAGAUGAACGCUCUGAUUACCUCGCCCGUCUAGCCCAUACCCUAUCGACAAGAAGGUCAUGUCUUGAAUGGAGAGCAUACGCUGUUACUCAACCCAGUGACGACUGGGCAACGAUUCCUGACAACAUAGUUUCCCCAGGACAAUCUACACCCUCACCCAAUAUAGCAUACAUAUUCUCUGGGCAAGGCGCCCAAUGGUAUGCAAUGGGCCGGGAACUGUUAGCGGCAUACCCGACCUUCCGUAACAGCAUCCAAGAGGCAAACGAUUAUUUGCAGACUUUAGGGUGCCAGUGGAACCUUUUGGAUGCUCUCCAGGAGAGUGAACUAGAAUCGUCAGUUAAUCUUACCGACCAUAGCCAGACAUUAUGCACCGCAUUACAGGUUGCGCUUGUUGACCUUCUUGAGCAAUUAGGGAUAUAUCCCAAAAAGGUCAUUGGACAUUCGUCUGGAGAGAUUGCUGCAGCAUACUCGACUCGGGCAAUCUCCCGGCGUGAUGCUUGGAGAAUUGCUUUCUACCGAGGCCUCUGGAGCAGCAAUCUGGAGAAACAUAGCUACGUUCAAGGACGUAUGCUUGCUGUCGCACUGAACGAGAAAGAAGUCAUUACAUACUUCGACAAAGUCAUCAAAAACCAUAUCCUUCUCCGGCUUACCGUAGCCUGUAUCAACAGCCCCAACAGUACCACGGUGUCCGGCGAAGAAUCGCAGAUCGAAGAUCUAAAAUCUCUUCUCGACGCCGAUCAGAUAUUUUGCAGGCGAUUAAAGGUUCAAGUAGCCUACCACUCGUUCCAAAUGCACGAGAUUGCAGCUCAGUAUGAGGCUGCCAUUGGCCCACUUGAGAAAAUGACCGAUGAACUUGAAGGCUAUGACACGCUGCGGACAUCAAAAUACUGGGCGCGUAAUUUGGUGUCACCCGUACGGUUUUCUGAAGCACUGGGUGUGGCAUGUGCUUCUGCUGUCUCACCCCCCAAUAAACUGGAUGGCAGCCAUUGUAAAUCACUGCAGAUCCACCAUGUCGUCGAAAUCGGUCCACACUCGGCGCUACAAGGACCAACCAAGUCCAUACUUACAGCGUUGAAGCGCACCUCGGUGCACUACCUUUCCGUACUCAAGCGUGACGUGUCAGCUACCUCAACCCUUUUGGACGCAGUUGGAUAUCUAUGGGCAAGUGGUCACGAUGUUGAUUUGGCCGUUCUCAAUCAAGUCUCGCAGACAAAGUCAACAAAGUUAGGGAAUAAAUCUCUCUGCCUCAAUGACUUACCGGAGUAUCCAUUCAAUCACACCAAGUCCUAUUGGCACGAAAGCCAGAUCAGUCGCAACAUCCGCAUGCCGCCGUUUGGCAAACAUGAACUUGGAACGCCGGAUCCUUCCUGGAACCCACAUCAACCCCGUUGGAGGCACAUUAUCCGUACUUCCAGUAUACCCUGGGUUCAGGACCACCAGGUGAAUGGGUCAGUGGUGUACCCUGGCGCCGGAAUGAUUCUUAUGGCGGUCGAGGCGGGGAAGCAGCUAUGCCGGGACGGACGCCAGAUAUACUCUUUCGAGGUACUGGAUACUACUCUGCAUGCAGCCAUUCAAAUCCCGGGACAUGGUGAUGUGGAGACGAGUUUCUCUAUGCAGCCGGUGAGCAGCAGGCGGGCCAAGAAUUCCGACUUUUUCGAAUUCGGCCUCUAUACUGCCCUAGUGUCAUCAUGGACGACAAAUUGCACAGGCUCCAUCCGUGUGACAUAUGAAGCUCAAGAACCAGACCCCAUCAAGAAUAGCCAGGUUCACCAAAUGCUUAACACGCAACAUCAGCAAUCUCUGCUGCAGGCCCAACAAAACUGUGGAUCAACUAUGGAUAUCAGUACGUUGUAUAAGAACCUGAGACAAUGCGGUUACGAAUACGGUGAAAGCUUCCAGGGGAUCACAGCUCUCUCUUACAAUCCGAAAGAUACUAAAAUGGUUGUGGGUGCUGUUCAUCAUCGCCUAAUUACACCACCCUCAACACUUCACCCGACAGCUCUGGAUGCAAUGUUCCAGACAUUGCUAUGCGCCAAUGCAGGAUGCGGAGACAAAACUGUCCCUACGUAUGUCCCAACACAUAUAAAGAGCCUACAACUUCUAAAGGAUGGGUUGCCUGACGCAUCAGAAACGUUCCAAAUCCUGGCAAAAGGGGACUUUGCGUCCUCAACGGAGGUAGUCGGCUCGAUUACUGCGUUCGGGGCCGAUUCUCGGCAUCCCCUCGUUCUUGUGGAUGGGCUCAAAUGUACAAUGCUAGAUGGCGUUCGGUCCAGCAGUGAAGUGGCCACAACCGGUGGGACAAUCUGCUCUGAAAUUGAAUGGAAGCCGGAUGUUCGUCUUCUUGAAAACGCGGCGGUCGAGGACUACUGUCGGGGGAAGUUAACAGAGAGCGCCUCUCAUAAUCUUCUCAUCGAGCUUGAUUUUGUUGUGCUUGCCCGGGUAUUAGAGGCCUACCGGUUGUUCACUCUCCAAAAGAAACAACCUGCAAAGCCUUACUUGGAGAAAUACCUCCAGUGGGCCGCACACCAAAAGCAUCGUUUGGAGCAGAACGAACUGUUGUACUCGUCGGAACCAUGGAAGAGUCGAUUACAAGAUUGGAAGUAUAUUCAUGACGUGGAGAGUCGAUUGCUCGACAAGGCACCAAUCACCAGGCUUCCGGUCAACGUUGGCCGAAGCCUGUUGGAUUUCCUCACCGGUGCCCUGGAUCCACUGGAAUUUUUCUUUUCCGGUACUAUGGUCGAUGACUACUACGAAGGCACUAUGGCUGUGGCCGAUUUUGGGACAUCACUUCCAAGGUUUAUGGACCUUAUGGCUCAUACAAAUCCUGGGAUGAACAUUCUCGAGGUAGGUGCUGGAACUGGGGUUGCGACAGGUGCCUGCUUAAGAGCCCUGGGUGCUUCGGGGCAUACAUCCGGCUCUAGGUAUACUAGGUGGGAUUACACUGAUAUCUCCCGCUCCUUUUUCGGAAAAGCAGCCACCAGGUUUGCAGAAGAGGGGUCUCGGAUACAGUUUAAGAAGUUGAACAUUGAGGAGGACCCCGAGGAACAGGGGUUCGAAGCUGGCAGUUAUGAUAUGAUUGUUGCCGGAUGGGUUGUGCAUGCGACCCAUAAUUUGCAACGCACGUUGACUAACAUCCGUAAGCUUCUUAAACCUGGUGGGAAGCUCGUGCUGGCUGAGGUGACGAACCCUUUCCGUUCUGCGGCGUCCUUCGGGCUUCUCGAAGGGUGGUGGCUGAGCUCUGAGUCCUACCGUGUCUACGGGCCUUGCGUUGACAGAGCACGCUGGCAUGAUGUACUGCGAAGAACAGGGUUCACCGGAUGCGACGUCUAUCUCCCAGACUUUGACGGCCAAAGCUUCCAAGAACAUGCUGUCUUUGUCUCAACUGCUCAGGAGAGCCAUGUGCCUUCAUGCUGGAAUCCUAGUAUCGAAAUCGUCUACGAACCAAAUGAGCCAAAGCAGGGCGAGCUUGCUAGGUUCCUCGAGCAAGGAUGUCAGUCCCUUACGAAAUCACGCGUGGCCCGUGUGUCUGUGGACAAGGCGUCCACUGAUACUCAGGACAUGCUCCGCAUCUUCACUCUGGACAUUGAGAAGUCGUCACUGUAUAAUAUGGGGCCCACUAUGUGGCCCAUGCUUCAGAAGCUUUUCACCUCUUCCGCAACUACCUUGUGGGUGAGCAAAGGAAGCGAUACCCUUGUGACCAACCCGAAUCUCCAUCUGAUUGAGGGUAUAUUCCGGGUCCUAACUCACGAGGACGGCCGCAAAAUAGAUAUAUUCUCACAGGGAUUGGACACCGAAUACGUUGUGCGAGACGGAGUGAUUCUGAAUCCGCGGCUCAUUGAUAGCGCACAGCUUAACCGGGAGGUGUCACUGCAGUUGGCGGAACAGAUUGAGCGUGAACGAAAAUUUGGAGACAUUCUACUGUGCUUGGACUCGAGUAGCUCGAGCAUUGCUGACGGCUUCCGGUUCAUAGAGGCCAAAUCAGCCCCGGUGCUCAAAGAUACAGAUGUCGAGCUUGAGAUCCAUUGUGCCGGUCUAAACUUCCGUGACGUUCUCUUGUCGUUGGGGCAGAUCCCUUAUGCUGAGGCCUGGCAGGAAGGGGCCGGCGUCGUCACCAGAGUUGGCAGCAAGUGCACCAGAUUCAAGCCAGGUGAUCGAGUUGUAGGUUUUGUUCCCCAGCCGUUCCAAGCUCGAACCGUGUUCCGCGAAGACACUCCGGUAGUGCACAUCCCUCCAGGCCUGUCGUAUGCCGAAGCAGCGGGAAUCCCAACAAGCUUCCUAACAGCAUGGUUCUCCCUCAUAGAAGUGGGGCGCAUCAAAACCGGCGAGUCUGUUCUCAUUCAUUCUGGCGCUGGUGGAACAGGGCAGGCACUCAUUCAGAUAGCCCUAUACCAUGCGGAGAUAUAUACUACCGUUGGAACAGAGGAGAAGAAGAGGUUAAUUAUGGACAGAUACCCUAUUCCCGAAGACCAUAUCUUCUCUAGUCGCUCCACUGACUUUGCACCCACGAUUAUGCAAUUGACUGACGGAAAAGGCGUGGACAUUGUGGUUAACUCUCUAUCCGGUGAAGGCUUAGUACAGUCCUGGGAAUGUACUGCGUCCUAUGGACGGUUCGUUGAGUUGGGAAAGAAGGACAUUCUGGCGAAUGCCAAGCUACCCAUGAGGCGGUUCUUGAAGAACGUUACUUACAGUUGCUUUGACUUGGCACUGCUUCAGCAGAACCAUCAACGCGGAUCCCGCGCUUCCUUAGAGACGGUUAUGAGCCUAAUGAAUGAAGGCAAGUUAACCCCGCAGGAUCCAACUCAUGUGUAUGGUGUCGGUGAGAUAGAGAAGGCGUACCGACACAUGCAGUCUGGGAAAAACUUUGGUAAGAUUGUGAUCGAAAUGCGUAAGGAAGACAUCGUCAAGACAUUGCUGAAAUCGAAGCCGAAUUCUUCCUUCGAUUCUAACGCGACGUAUCUGGUUGCGGGUGGUCUAGGCGGACUCGGUCAGAGUAUGCUUACCUGGUUGGUGAACAGGGGAGCUCGUAAUCUCCUACUUUUAUCCCGUUCAGGAGGUAAAGACGCCGAUGCCCAAGAGUUCCUGAGUCAACUAAGAGGAGACGGGGUCAAUGCUCAAGUGCGUGCCUGCAAUGUGGCGGAUGAGGGUGCUGUGCGUGCAGCAAUUGACGACGCCGCCUUAAAUAUGCCCCCAAUCAAGGGCUACGUCGGGUUUGAAGACAUGAGCUACAGUGACUGGCAAACCGCCAUCAACCCGAAAGCCCAAGGAUCCUGGAACCUGCACAAGCUUCUCCCCCGCGGGCUUGACUUCUUCCUCAUGCUUUCAUCCAUGAACGGAAUAGUUGGGCACGUAGGCCAGGCAAACUAUGCCGCAGGGAACACAUUUCAAGACGCACUAGCACACCAUCGUGUACAAUGCGGUGAAAACGCUGCCUCCCUGGACCUUGGUCUCUUCACUUUCUCAGGACGAGUUGCACGAGACCCCAGGCUUCUCAAGAUUAUGCUCGAUGUCUUCCCGCACAAGCCUAUCACAGAGCCCGAGUUCCACGCGCUUUUAGACGUGUACUGCAACCCAACCCUCUGCAAAGAAAAGGGCCUUCCAUGCCAACCAUCGUUCGGUAUGCGACCGCACGAGGGCGCAGCAACCAAGGCCUACUGGCUCGAAAGACCUAUGUUCCGCUACAUGGCUCAGCAGCGAUCCUCGGAGGGUAAUCGUGAGCGGCAGGGCCAGUCCAUCAAUCUUGCUUCUGCAUUCAGAGGCGCAGAGUCACUGGCUGACGCAACCGCUGCGGUUACUAAAGCUCUAACUGUCAAGCUGGCGAGGACAUUGUCCGUUGAGGAGGGGAGUCUCGAUGAGAAUAAGGCUUUGCAUCAAUACGGGGUUGACUCGCUAGUGGCUGUGGAGCUGCGGACGUGGUUCUCCAAGGAGGUACAGGCAGAUGUUGCUACCUUUGAUAUUAUCGGUCGCGCGACUAUUACUUCAUUGGCUGGGGUGGCUGCAAGCCGGAGUAAGUUGCCUCGUGGUUGGUCCUGA
Messenger RNA from Aspergillus niger, 7491 nucleotides. RefSeq lists its product as uncharacterized. Gene Ontology annotation, biological process: secondary metabolite biosynthetic process; fatty acid biosynthetic process. Gene Ontology annotation, molecular function: fatty acid synthase activity; phosphopantetheine binding; 3-oxoacyl-[acyl-carrier-protein] synthase activity. The record is from RefSeq and is a predicted model, not a curated record. NCBI's taxonomy places the organism in Eukaryota, Fungi, Ascomycota, Eurotiomycetes, Eurotiales, Aspergillaceae.